Dreissena polymorpha is the source of this 1835-nucleotide messenger RNA. RefSeq lists its product as uncharacterized. The record is from RefSeq and is a predicted model, not a curated record. The coding region runs from base 23 to 1087 and encodes 354 amino acids. Gene Ontology annotation, biological process: G protein-coupled receptor signaling pathway. Lineage: Eukaryota; Metazoa; Mollusca; Bivalvia; Myida; Dreissenidae. The transcript has a single exon. Gene Ontology annotation, molecular function: G protein-coupled receptor activity. Gene Ontology annotation, cellular component: plasma membrane.
CGUCCUAAACGUGUUGAGGUCCAUGCGGAAUGUAACGCACGCCAUGGCGACGACAGAAGUGAACAUCUUUGACACAUCGCACGCGGUUGAUAAAAUCAUUUCACCCAUCUUAUAUUUCUUCGGGUUCCCGGGUAAUAUCAUAUCCAUCAUACUUUGGAUGCAACCGCGCAUGCGCCAUUCAUCCGGAACAUACUUGACGGCGCUUGGAUUUACCGAUCUUCUGUUCCUCGUGAUACACGUUCUGUUUGAACUUCACAAGAUUUGGGGAGUCUACACAUUUGAUGUUCCGGUCUUGUGCGAAGGUUUGCCCGUCCUUUUUAUGGCGACGCAAUAUCUUUCACCAUUGCUCGUGCUCGGCUUUACAGUUGAACGAUUUAUUUGCGUUCGAUGGCCCAGUCAAAGGGACCGAUUGUGCACGUCAUCUCGUGCAAAGAUCGUCAGCUUAUGUCUUGCGGGAUUCGCCCUCCUACUGGCAUCGAUGCAGGCCUAUUUCUACAAGUUCAACAAAGUGAAUCAGACUUGCGAAAUGCGGAAAUCGAUACAGACUGGGGGUCACGCCUCCCUAUGGUCGAUAUGGACCUGGAUCACUGAGAUGCUCGUGUUCCUCUGCGUGCCCGUACUGAUACUCGUGUGCAACAUCCUAAUAAUACGCCUCGUACGUCGGUACACUGAAUUCGAGUCAAGUUGCAAGGAACGCGCGUUGACAACAACGUUCUCUUUACUGCUGGUGUCGUUUUACUUCAUCAUCACGACGCUCCCUGUGUCCAUCGUGUACGCUAUGCGCUACACAUUUGUGCCAUUAGAUGGCGAUGCUUUUACUGACCACAAAGCGUUAGCGCGGUACUUACUGGCCAAAUCCAUUAUAGAAGAGAUCGGCAUGACACACUACGCGUGCAAGUUCUACCUGUUUCUCGUCGCGGAGCGUCCGUUCAGGGAAGAGCUAAUGCGCCUCUGCAUGAGAAUUAAGGUUAGUGCGCUAUCCUCACAGAACGGAUACCGUUUUCAGACGAGUGACAACACCGCACACACGGACUGGAUUGAGGUGUCACAGGUUGAGGCAUCGAAACCCGAGGAAACAAACAUGUGACCACGAGCUUACCGUAGUACUGGUGUCCCAAAUAUAGGCGACAGGCGUUUUCGGACGUAACUGAUAGUGGCUAGUUACCUCAUCCCCCAAACAAACGGACGCAUAGGCCAAACACUUUAUGGGCAAUUGGACUUAUAUUUUGUCCAUUUUGUAUUGUUCAUGUAAAUUUAUUAGAAAACGCAUUAUAGAUAUUAACUAGACAAUAGCUAUGCAAGCUACAGUCUGAUCACGCGCAUCGUCAAACAAUCCUGUGAAGUGCAUUAUAUGCCGUGAUCGUUUCAUAUGGGUGAAAAUGCACUAGUUCAAUGGCGAGUUUAAUAGCGAUAAAUAUGAGGUUUUGCAACUUUUGAAAAUGCAGUGAACAAAAUGUUAACCGUUACAAAAGUAACCAAUACGGUUUAAGAUAGAAAAGCCGAGAGAAAUUACAUGGAUCCUCAGUUUAAUGUAUAUGUCAUUUAAUCAUUGUAUACAGCUUAUGAAACCUUAUUUUGAGUUAAGUUUAAUUUUUAUGAAACUUAAAUUAAUGAAUGGAAAAUAAAGAAAAAACAGUUCAGCAAAUUUAUGUAACCAUGAUAACGCAUGAUUGUAAUUAAUUCAACGUGUUAUUUAUUUAAAAUUAAUUCGAAAGAUGCCUUUAAUAUUAUGUAUUUCUUAAUUUCAUUCAUUAUAUGAAUUGUUAGCCUAAGGAUUUCAUUUAACGCUCUUAUAAUAUGAUUGUGUAAAAAUAUGCAUUAUCCAACAUUAAAAC